AACUUGGUCAACUGCUGGCAGCACUCAGAAAGCAGUAAUACAGAGGAAGGAAGAUAUAAUAAUGAUGAUAAAGGGGCAAACUACUCUGAGAAAAUAAAACUGGCUAAACAGGGGCCAGUUGAAGAUCUGGACUUGAUUCAACAUCAGAUGACCCCUGAAUGUUCAGAUGAAACCAAAUUAAAAGAAGUAGACUCUCAACUUCAAGAUGCUAUUUAUAAAAUGAACAGACUUGAUAAAAUAUUGGCAAAAAAACAAUACAGAGAAAAAGAAAUUAAGAAGCAAGGUCUAGAAAUGAGAAUAAAGUUGUGGGAAGAACUUAAGUCUGCAAAAAAUAGUGAAGCUUUGCAAAGUAAUGAGGAGAUGGAAAAUACAAAGAAAUUUUUAUCUUUGACUGCUGCAUCUGAAGAAACUAUUGAUCUUUCUCAUCGUGAGGAUGAAGAUACCUUUUUCCCAGUGUUUCACACUCAGAUAUCUCCAGAAGAAUAUGAAAACCAUAUGCAAAAUGCCAAUCAAGAUUUUACCUAUGAUGUGGAAAGAAAUGAGUCAUUGAUCAAAGCAGAAAAGAAACCUUUCUCAAAUACAGAAAAAUUUGAGCUCAGGGGUAAACACAACCACGAUUUUGUUAAGCGAAACAUUGAGUUGGCUAAGAAUUCAAGAAACCCAGUGGUUAUGAUUGACAGAGAGAAGCAAAGACUGGCUGAACUUUUGAAGGACUUAGAUGAUGGAGAUUCGGGACUGUCCAGUUCUGAGGGUGAUCAGUCUGAUUGGCUGGUCCCAGGAGAAGGAUACACAUUUGCAGCCACCCAGCAUCAGCAGCUUGCUGAAAUUCAUAAAAAACUCCAAGAACUAGCUGUAGUCCGCCCAAUAAUUCCCAGCUUUUCUCCAAGACUUGAAAAUCAGAAUGAUCAGGAUACCAAUGGAUAUUAUAAAGGGAAACCUAGAUGGGAUUUCAAAACCAGCCUCAAAUUCAAGAACACGUCCUGGGAGCAGAAGUUCAAAUGCAAGUUCUCUGGAGGUGCUCUCACCAGAACCAGGUUCCUUCAAGGUUGA
This is a messenger RNA of Marmota flaviventris (yellow-bellied marmot), 1050 nucleotides long. Lineage: Eukaryota; Metazoa; Chordata; Mammalia; Rodentia; Sciuridae. The record is from RefSeq and is a predicted model, not a curated record.